UGGUAUAGAGGUCAGAUAGCAGUAAGCACUUCCCAACACCCAAACACGGAGUGACACAAAUACCCACCACCACACCACCACCACCUUCAGCUGCCUGGCUUCCGGGGGAGGGACAAUUGUCUUACGGCUUUCCAUGACGCGAGUCCUCUAGCAGAGUUCAAGCUGUGGGCGAGGCGACACUUCCUGCCCCGGGGGGCUGGGGUGAGAGGAAAGAUGGGUUGCUGAGUGUGCACACCUUUGAGAGCACACACACACACCCUGCUCCGGGGCUCCCGUCUUAGGCUGCCCCCAUGGAGUUUCCCCUGGCCCAGAUAUGCCCCCAAGGGAAUCGAGAAACCCCCGCCCCAACCUUCAGCACCUUCCAGCCCAUGAACUUGACCGGCAGGAGCUGCCAGGGCCUGGGCUCACUUCCGGGGCCCAGACUCCAGGCCCUGAAGGCUGAGGAGGCCCAGCCCAGCCCCAGGGCCCUGGCUGUCCACAUUGUGGCAUCUCCGCAGGCCCUGGGGGCUGCCUCCAACCCAGAGAAUACUGGGAAGGAUGAGGAGGUGCCUAGGGAAGGAGGCCAGUCCCUGCAGGCCGAGACCCGGGCUUGGUUCCAGAAGACCCAGGCCCACUGGCUCCUACAGCAUGGGGCAGCCCCUGCCUGGUUCCACGGCUUCAUCACCCGGAGGGAGGCCGAGAAGCUGCUGCAGACCAAGCCUCUGGGAUGCUACUUGGUGCGGUUCAGCGAGAGUGCCGUGACCUUCGUGCUGACUUACAGGAGCCGGACUUGCUGUCGCCACUUCCUGCUGGCCCAGCUCGCGGACGGGCGCCACGUGGUGCUGGGCGAGGACAGCGCCCACGCGCGGCUGCAGGACCUGCUUCGGCACUACACGGCCUGCCCACUCAGCCCCUACGGGGAGACGCUCACCGAGCCCCUCGCCCGCCAGACUCCUGAGCCCGCAGGACUUUCCCUGAGGACUGAAGAAUCAGACUCUGGAAACAAAAGCCAGGACCCACACCCUCAGUAUAGCCCAAUCCUCAAAAAGGAGCAAAUAGCAGCUUCCACGCAGAAAGAGGGGGCCGCGCAGCCGAAGGAGCCCUCCCAGCCGCCAAGGCCCAAGCCUCGUGUCGCUGCCAAACCUCAGCUGCCCCCCGAAGUCUACACAAUCCCGGCUCCGCGACCCCGCCCGGCCCCGCCCCCCAAGCCCUCCAACCCCAUCUACCAGGAGCCUGAUGAGCCCAUAGACUUCUAUGCCAUGGGCCGGGGCAGCCCCGGGGAAGCCACCAGCAACAUUUACGCCGAGGUGGAAGUGGGGGUGCCGGCAGGGGAGGAGGGCCCGCCGUCUGUCCUCCAGCACCUGGUCCUACGGAAGUGCCGGUCCAAGCCUGUGCCAGGAAGCCAGAAUCUAGGUGGCCGGCAACUGCAUUCUGAGAACUCUGUGUCUGGACACGGCCCUCCCAUGCCCCACCAGCCCCUGCCCCGCUGGGGAAACACCCUCCCCAACAACCUUUCUAGACAGGUGCUUCAGGACAGAGGACAGCCGUGGCUCCCCCUGGGGCCUCCUCAGUAGCUGGUGAGUCUGAGUUGGGGAAGGAUAGCUUGGAACAUCAGGUCCAGAGACUAUCACACACACCUGGCACCCUUCUCAGGACAUGUGGAUGGAACAAAUGGGAGGUGAUCAAAGCUGGAAAGGACCUCAGUCAUCAUCUAUUGCAAAGAUGGCAAAAAUAUGUCACCUUGCAUGCCAGCUCCAAUCCAUUGGUCGUGGCUGCCUAGGGGGCUGCAUUGGAAAGGAUAUUAAGGUCAUAUCCAAACUCAGCAGAAAAGAGCACUGUGAUUGAUUAGUGAUGUCUGCCACGGGUGAGGGAGGGAGGAGGAACAGUAUGUCCUUUGUCCUUACUGAUCAAGUCCAACUACCUAGCUGUGCAGAUAAGGAAAAAAAACAGAGAGGGCUAGUGACAUGGCCAAGGUCAAGGCUUGGUGCUCUGUUCCUUACCCCACAUCCACUAACUCUUCUCCACAGGAAAUAUCAGAGAUUUCCUGAUAGGAAAUCUGGCUGCUUUCCAGAGUUCCACCACAUGGGGGCCUGGGCGCUGGUUCCUGUCCUCCGGACUCCAGCUUAGCCCUGUCCCCCUGACAGGUCCAGGCCUCCCACAAAGAAGCCUGGAGGUCAGACAAGUAAAUGUGGAGUCCACUACCUUGUAGGGACACACCUGCUGGUUCCCUCCCAAGAGUCCCCAAGAAUCCAAUGGCUCAGUGCUUGGUGACCCUCUAAGGAAGUGGGCUAGGAGGACCCUGCUGCCUCCCGCUGCCCUGGUUUCUCCUCCUGGAGUCUAAUUUCCUUGGCCCUCUGAGCCUUUGAGUCUGGGCCCUGGUCCAAUGCUGCUGUUGUCUGAGGAAUGGUUUGGCGAGAACAGAUGUUAGAACUUGUUUGUUGAUUCUUGUCUGGCUAAUAAAUCAUCGCCAACCACCUCCCCCCACAGGGAUCCAAAUCCUCCAGGCUCC
Ceratotherium simum simum (southern white rhinoceros) is the source of this 2488-nucleotide messenger RNA. It is a transcript of the gene SH2D2A, whose product is annotated as SH2 domain containing 2A. Gene Ontology annotation, cellular component: cytoplasm. Lineage: Eukaryota; Metazoa; Chordata; Mammalia; Perissodactyla; Rhinocerotidae. The record is from RefSeq and is a predicted model, not a curated record.